AUGGUUGAAAAAAACCAGGUCCAAGAGACCCCUGUAUUAGCCACGUGCUUAACAAGAUCCCUCAGCACGCAUGCGCAGCGUGGCUCCAGCCCGGGAGUGAAUGCACAUGCGCUUGAAGGCCGUGGCGUGCGCGUGCGUGGAACGCUCCCCAUCCCUCGCCGCUCCAUUGGCUUUUCAGUCAAUGGAGUUCUUCCAGAUAAUGGACACUGUGAUCUUCCAAAUCCUCAGCUUGAGAAUGAAAGGUGGAGUGUACCUGGGGAUGGUUUGGUCAAUGGUUUACAACAGUUGGACAGUAAUCUCUCCCAAGAUGAACCAUGCUCCUUUGAGCGCCUGUUAAACUUGGAAAACUACAAAGCACCAAUUAGAUUGGGUGAUAAGAAUAGAAGGACGUUGAAUCCCAGCUCACCGAUCUGUAACAAAGAGAAGCGUUUUAACUGUGACUAUUGUGAAAGGAAAUUUUUUCGUAAAGAGCAUUUAACGAUGCACCUCCGCACACACACGGGUGAGAAACCCUUUGCAUGUGAAGUGUGCGGAAGGGCAUUUGCAGAGAAGUGGAACCUCAAAGAGCAUCGCCGCACCCACACUGGUAUCCGACCUUACCCCUGCCGCUUUUGUGGCAAAGCAUUUUAUCGCAGUUCCCAUCUGAAGGUGCAUGUCCGUCGUCACACUGGAGAGAAACCCUAUAAAUGUGACAACUGCCAUCAAACGUUUGUAGAUUCGUCGUCUCUUCAGAAGCACAGGCGGUUUCCUUCAGUCUGCUGUAAACUUGAGAAUGCAAUAUUCGUGAAUACACAGGGGGUGGAAGCAAUGGAACGCCAAGUGCCAAGAAGUUGUGAUGAAGCUAACAUUGACAACAGGCAGCUAAACCCAUCAGGAAAUAAAGGUAAUAAUCUUGUGGUAAACUUAAUGAUUUGA
Molecule: messenger RNA, 915 nt
Organism: Rhincodon typus (whale shark)
Lineage: Eukaryota; Metazoa; Chordata; Chondrichthyes; Orectolobiformes; Rhincodontidae
Product: zinc finger protein 431-like
Exons: 4
Coding region: 1-915 (304 amino acids)
Biological process (GO): regulation of transcription by RNA polymerase II
Molecular function (GO): RNA polymerase II cis-regulatory region sequence-specific DNA binding; DNA-binding transcription factor activity
Source: RefSeq, a predicted model, not a curated record